Nelumbo nucifera (sacred lotus) is the source of this 840-nucleotide messenger RNA. RefSeq lists its product as uncharacterized. The record is from RefSeq and is a predicted model, not a curated record. NCBI's taxonomy places the organism in Eukaryota, Viridiplantae, Streptophyta, Magnoliopsida, Proteales, Nelumbonaceae.
AGAGAAACAAACUACAAGGCUACAAUACAAUCCUUCGUUCCCCAAGGGGAGAGAACUGAGCAGAGCACCAGACCUGUGGAAUCGAAGAAAUCGAAGAGUAUUCUUCCAAGAGAUCGAAGGAUCAUUUACCCCAAAGAAAAAGAAAGCUUUGCCAGGGUCUCGUAUAAAAACCUAUUAUUUGGUUCCUCAUUGGCCAUUAGUUAAAGAACUCUCGGAUCAUAAGGGAAUUUGGUUUCGCACCAAUGGCUUUGACGAACUUCGUUCUCACUGUCGUCGGCGUAAGUGCCGCUAUUCUUCUCCUUAGGAGUGAUGUCAAACAAUCUGCUGCGGUUUUCAGGCGCAACGUUCGCCAUAUUCGCCAGUGGCUCGAAGAAGAAUCUACUGCUGCUUCUAAGACCAUGGAGAAGUCAAAACCCAAGGAAUUGGAAUCUCAGGUUCCGCAGAAGGAUAUUCCCAAGGAGGACAAGCACUGAUGUUUGUACGGAGGCUUGCAGUAUAUUAAGAAACAAUCUCAGGUGCAUCUAGGUUACUAUCAGGGUAAUGUGCAAAAAGCGUCUUGUUAGCUUUUCUUUUUUUGAUGCGUGAUCAUGUUUAUUUAAUAUCCUGAUAUCCUCUUUUCUUAGAAAAAUUUUAAUCUACUUUCUGAUGUAUUGAGAAAAUGGAAUUAAAGAAAGCGGGAAAAGGGGGAGACAAAAGAGGCCACUGUUUUGUAAUUUACUUGGGUCAUUCUUCUUUGGCUACUCUGGUUUAAGUGCAAUUGGAUGGUUAGUGGUUAGACAUGAUCAGUGAAAUGUACCAUUGGAAUAAAAUGAAAUGCCAUCUUAUAUACUGUUCUAGUCA